GCGCCAUCUAUUCAUUACAUAGAAAUGGCGGAGAAAGCUCAAGCGACAGGAGCAUCAGCUCAACCUCUAGUUAAAAUAGGCCAUUAUAUACUCGGUGAAACGCUUGGUGUCGGGACAUUUGGCAAAGUGAAAACUGCUCGCCAUCAGCUUACUGGUCACAAAGUAGCUGUGAAGAUCCUUAACCGACAGAAAAUAAAAAAUCUUGAUGUCGUCGGAAAGAUCAGGAGGGAAAUCCAGAAUCUCAAACUUUUUCGACAUCCUCACAUCAUUAAGCUGUACCAGGUGAUAAGCACUCCAACUGACAUCUUUAUGAUCAUGGAGUUUGUGUCUGGUGGAGAGUUGUUUGAUUACAUUGUCAAGCAUGGUAAAUUAAAGGAGUCUGAAGCACGUAGGUUCUUCCAGCAGGUUAUUUCUGGUGUUGAUUACUGUCACAGGCAUAUGGUUGUACACCGUGACUUGAAGCCUGAAAACCUCCUGUUAGACAGCAGUCUUAAUGUAAAGAUUGCAGACUUUGGUCUCUCCAAUAUGAUGAUGGAUGGUGAGUUUCUUCGUACUAGCUGUGGCUCACCCAAUUAUGCUGCUCCUGAAGUCAUCUCUGGAAAGUUGUAUGCUGGUCCAGAAGUGGAUAUCUGGAGCUGUGGAGUAAUUCUUUAUGCUCUUCUCUGUGGCACACUUCCCUUUGAUGAUGAACAUGUUCCUACACUCUUUAGAAAAAUCAAAUCUGGAGUUUUCCCUAUCCCUGACUACCUGAACAAGUCUGUCGUCAGUUUAUUGUGUCACAUGCUGCAGGUGGACCCUAUGAAAAGAGCAACAAUGGAGGAUAUAAAAAACCAUGAUUGGUUCAAAAAAGACCUUGCUGUUUACUUGUUUCCCUCACCUAAUGAUACUGAUGCUUCAAUCAUUGAUACUGAUGCUGUUUACGAAGUCUGUGAGAAAUUUGGAGUUCAGGAGAAGGAGGUACACAGUGCUUUGUUAAGUGGAGAUCCUCAUGACCAGUUGGCUAUUGCCUACCACCUUAUCAUAGACAACAAACAGUUUGAAUCAAAAUGUGACAUUAAAGACUUCUACUUGCCAUCAAGCCCUCCUUCAUCCAUAGCUGAAAGCCCUGGCAGGCCUCAUCCAGAGCAGUUGAAAGGGCGUCAACGUUGGCAGAGUGGACCUGUUGGUAACAGUAUAGAAAAGAAUAAAGGAACACCUGUGAAAAGAGCAAAGUGGCACCUUGGUAUCAGGUCACAGAGUAAGCCAUAUGACAUUAUGAGUGAGGUGUUCAGGGCUAUGAAGGCUUUGGAUUUUGAGUGGAAGGCUGUCAAUCCUUUCCAUAUUCGGGUUCGCAGGAAAAAUCCAGUAACCUCAAAAUAUGUUAAGAUGAGCCUUCAGCUUUAUCAAGUUGACUAUAAAAGUUACCUCCUGGAUUUCAAGUCCUUGGAUAGUGAUGAUAAUCUGGAAUCAAGUUCAAUGACCAGCUCUACUGAUUCCACUGUUUUUAAUCAGUGUCACCAUACUAUGGAAUUUUUUGAAAUGUGUGCAGCUCUUAUCACCCAGCUUGCUCGUUGAUCCAUGGCGGUUUUUAUGGCACUGUUCACAAUUGGAAGGAACUUAGCACUCAUUCAGACUCCAGCUGAUCAACUUGAGUUCCAGAGAAGGUUAAACUGAAACAACUUUUGGUGUAAAAUACCUGUUGUCUCAGUUCUAUAAUCAAAAAAGAAUGUUUUAAUACUUUCUCUGAUCAUUGAGUAUGGAAUCUAUAUAUAUCUAUUUUUUUUGGAAUUAGAUUAGAAAGCUAUUCAUGUCAAUCAACUAAAGAAUGAAGUAUACCAGAUAGAAUGUGAUGUAUGUAUUUAUAAAGUACAUUUAGUAACUGUAUUGUAUUCAAGAUGUAUAGACUGGAGAAAUACUGAUUGCUUUUUCCAUACUAAAUAAUGUAUUGAAGUACAUUUAUAUUUACAAACCUUGUAAGAAUUUCCUGUUAGGUAGUAGUGUUCAAGUUUUAUUAAUUUUAAUGGCAAAAAGGGAUUCAGCUUCAUCAUUAAAACCACAAUUACUUAUUAUUGUAAAAACAAAGAUAUUUUUCUGCAUUUCAGCCACAAUAAUGUGUGCACAUGUUGAAAAAUAAACUUUCCGGUACAUACUAUUUAAAUGAAACAAUACCAGAAAGUACUUGUAUGUAUAAGGUAAAUUACAAGUAUCUCUCUGUUUAUACAACAUUAAUCCAGCUACAACUGGAGGACUGAAAUUUCUGGACCAUUUUACAGAAAAAUUUAUUUCCAUGAACUCUCAUAUUCAUUUCAGUGUAAUUACUAAGGGAAUAAAUUAAUCCAGUCUCUUCUCAUAGGAUUGAUAUGAUGGUUAUAGUUAGUAGCUACACACUAUAAAGUUUUUGUUAUUGAAACAGUAUCUUAGUUUAUAAAUUGUCUGGUCAAUUUAGAUGAAAAUGGAAUUAAAAUAAUCAAGGAAAAUUACUAGUUUUGUUAAAAGGUCUAAGUGAUUUAGCAGUCAGUUGAUAAUUAUUAAUGAAGUUCACACAACUUGUGAAUUGUGCCUAAUGGCCUAAACAUGUAGCAACAAUGUGGUUUACAUGGUGUAGUAUUCUGAAUAUCACAAGAUACAGGAGUAAACCAGUUAGUUUUUACAUAUUCUGAGCAACGUCAAUCCAAUGAAAUUUUCUUGAUUUUUACAAUUAGAUGCUGUAUUGUACACAAAAAGUUAAAAUUGACUUAAGUUUGUUGAAACUACAUGCAUUUUACCCAGAUCAAUUACUGAAAAUUGUUUAUUAUACAGGAGGUGCCAAAACAAAUUAAAUGGGAGGAUGUUUUUGUUAAUUUAAUAGACAACAGUAUAUAUAUAUUUUUUAAAUUUGUUGUAAUAUACACUGAUUAGCCAGAGGAAGAGUUGCAAUUAUGAGUAUCAAUUAUUUAGUAUUUUAAAUUGGUUUUCAGAUCUGUGCAGAAGAUUCUCUGUAAAUAACUGUAUUUGUAAAGCAAAAUAAAAAUGUUCACAAAUGUA
This is a messenger RNA of Limulus polyphemus (Atlantic horseshoe crab), 3003 nucleotides long. RefSeq names its product 5'-AMP-activated protein kinase catalytic subunit alpha-2-like (gene AMPKalpha). Gene Ontology annotation, cellular component: cytoplasm. Lineage: Eukaryota; Metazoa; Arthropoda; Merostomata; Xiphosura; Limulidae. The coding region runs from base 25 to 1554 and encodes 509 amino acids. Gene Ontology annotation, molecular function: ATP binding; protein serine/threonine kinase activity. Gene Ontology annotation, biological process: intracellular signal transduction; protein phosphorylation. The record is from RefSeq and is a predicted model, not a curated record. The transcript is spliced from 16 exons.